CCUUCAAUACUCUGCUUAAACCCUCAAAUUUCCUACUCUUUUUCCCUAGCCUAUAUUUCCUUACUCUUUUUCCCUAGCCUGUACACAAGCUAAACACCAAACAAAGACAAAGAUUUAAACACACAAAGGCGGAAUCUUGAUAUCUCUGGUUUAGCCAUUUUUCGCCGGAAUCUUGAUUUGCCGGUGAACUCUUUAACAACCCUUAAAGGAUAAGACCAAUGCCUUAUAAAUGAGAUUCCUUUUAUGAAGAUUUAUUAGUUUUUUUUGUUGAGUUUCUUCAAGGACUAGAAAGGGAAAAAAGAAAAAGAAAAAAGGUUGGUUUUCUUAUAGGGAAAAUGAUAGGGGGGUUGAAGUUACUAUUUUUAUGGGCUUUUUCGAUUUCGAUUUUAGCUUCAAAAACGGUGGUUGCCGGAGUUCCGGCCAGUGGGGUGCACAGAAAUGCCUAUGCUACCAUGAUGUAUAUGGGUACACCAAGAGACUAUGAGUUCUAUGUUGCGACACGUGUCAUGCUACGAUCACUUUCUCGGCUUGGGGUUGACGCUGAUCUCGUCGUUAUUGCUUCUCUUGAUGUUCCUCUUCAUUGGGUCCAAACUCUAGAACAGGAAGAUGGUGCAAAGGUGGUCAGAGUUGAAAAUUUGAACAAUCCAUACAAAGGGCAAUCCAAUUUUAAUUGGAGAUUCAAGUUAACGCUGAACAAACUUUACGCGUGGAGCCUAACAGAUUAUGAACGGGUCGUCAUGCUUGAUUCUGACAACCUUUUCCUCCAGAAUACAGAUGAAUUGUUCCAAUGUGGUCAAUUUUGUGCUGUCUUCAUCAAUCCCUGCAUAUUCCAUACCGGUCUCUUUGUAUUGCAGCCAUCAAAAAUUGUAUUCAAAGACAUGCUUCAUCAGUUAAAGGUUGGAAAGGACAAUCCAGAUGGCGCGGACCAAGGUUUUAUCGGAGGCUACUUCCCCAAUUUACUAGAUCAGCCAAUGUUCCAUCCUUCCCUUAACGGUACAAAGCUCCAGGGGAAUUAUCGACUGCCUCUGGGUUACCAAAUGGAUGCCUCUUAUUAUUAUCUCAGACUCCAUUGGUCGGUACCAUGUGGACCUAAUAGUGUCAUUACUUUCCCUGGUGCACCAUGGUUAAAGCCUUGGUAUUGGUGGUCAUGGCCUGUUCUUCCUUUGGGCAUCCAGUGGCAUGAACAGCGACGUCAAACUCUCGGGUAUGAUGCAGAGAUGCCACUAGUGCUGAUUCAAACUGUACUUUACCUUGGAAUAAUUGUAAUGACACGCCUAGCACGUCCUAAUUUAUCUAAGUUGUGCUAUCGACGUGAAGACACCAAGAGCAUCUUCUUAAUGCGUACUGGCCUGAAGUCUAUCGCGAUAUGGUCCAUUCUUGCAGCCUACAUUGUUCCGUUCUUCUUGAUUCCUCGCACGGUUCAUCCACUAAUCGGGUGGGGCCUCUACUUACUAGGCUCUUUCGCACUAUCGUGUGUAGCAAUGAACACAUUCUUGUUGCCAAUGCUGCCUGUUCUCGUGCCAUGGCUAGGAAUAUUCGGGGCACUUUUGGUCAUGGCUUAUCCUUGGUAUUCUGAUGGUGUUGUAAGAGCACUAGCUGUAUUUGCGUAUGCGUUUUGCGCGUCCCCCGUGGCAUGGACAGCAUUAGUAAAAAUAAUGUCUUGUCUUAAUGUUUCACUUGAGAGGGAAGGAUUCUUGCCUAGGUUGAGUGAAUCUGCUGCACCUGCUGGUUUCAAUAAGCUGUAUUGAAUUUGAAAAUAUGAAAGUUGAAGAUAUCAAAUAGGGAAAUUUUUCAAAAAAAAAAAAAAAAAAAAAAAAAAAGGACUUGAAUUAUUGAAUUAUCCAAUGGAGAAAUUAUGGAAGUUUGCUUGAAUUGAUCUUAGGGAAAUCUACUUA
This is a messenger RNA of Lycium ferocissimum, 1895 nucleotides long. RefSeq names its product putative glucuronosyltransferase PGSIP8. The transcript has 5 exons. Bases 336 to 1748 code for a protein of 470 amino acids. Lineage: Eukaryota; Viridiplantae; Streptophyta; Magnoliopsida; Solanales; Solanaceae. Gene Ontology annotation, molecular function: glycosyltransferase activity. The record is from RefSeq and is a predicted model, not a curated record.